Molecule: messenger RNA, 1284 nt
Organism: Canis lupus familiaris (dog)
Lineage: Eukaryota; Metazoa; Chordata; Mammalia; Carnivora; Canidae
Gene: ACP4
Product: acid phosphatase 4
Exons: 11
Coding region: 1-1284 (427 amino acids)
Biological process (GO): peptidyl-tyrosine dephosphorylation involved in inactivation of protein kinase activity; negative regulation of ERBB4 signaling pathway; lysosome organization
Cellular component (GO): postsynaptic membrane; lysosome
Molecular function (GO): acid phosphatase activity; receptor tyrosine kinase binding; protein tyrosine phosphatase activity
Source: RefSeq, a predicted model, not a curated record
AUGGCCAGGCCAGGGUUUUGGGGCCUCCCCGUUGGACCUCUCCUGCUCCUGCUCCUGCUGCUGCCACCGCCGCCCCAAGCCCUGACAGAAGGACCCCUGGUGUUUGUGGCUGUGGUGUUCCGCCACGGCGACCGGGCCCCGCUGGCUUCCUACCCCACCGACCCACACAAGGAGGCCAUCACUGCUCUGUGGCCGAGAGGCCUGGGCCAGCUGACUACGGAGGGGGUCCGCCAGCAGCUGGAGCUGGGACGCUUCCUGAGGAGCCGCUACGAGGCCUUUCUGAGCCCGGAGUAUCGGCGGGAGGAGGUGUAUGUUCGCAGCACCGACUUUGACCGCACGCUGGAGAGCGCUCAGGCCAACCUGGCGGGGCUAUUUCCCGAGGCUGCCCCAGGGCGCCCAGAGGCUGCUUGGAGGCCCAUCCCUGUGCACACGGUGCCGGUGACUGAGGACAAGCUGCUGAGGUUCCCCACACGCAGCUGUCCUCGAUACCAUGAGCUGCUGAGAGAGGCCACGGAAGCUACGGAGUACCAGACUGCCCUGGAGGGCUGGACAGACUUCCUGACUCACCUUGAGAACUACACGGGGCUGUCAUUGGUCGGAGAGCCACUCCGCAGGGCGUGGAAGGUUCUGGACACGCUGAUGUGCCAGCAAGCCCAUGGUCUUCCCCUCCCAUCCUGGGCCUCCCCGAAUGUCCUCCGGACCCUAGCCCAGAUCUCAGCUUUGGAUAUUGGGGCCCAUGUGGGUCCACCCCGAGCAGCUGAGAAGGCCCAGCUGACAGGGGGGAUCCUGCUGGAUGCCAUUCUUGCCAACUUCUCUCGGGUCCAGCGCCUGGCACUGCCCCUCAAGAUGGUUAUGUACUCAGCUCACGACAGCACUCUGCUGGCCCUCCAGGGAGCCCUGGGUCUCUAUGACGGGCACACCCCACCGUAUGCUGCCUGCCUCGGCUUUGAAUUCCGGAGGCGCCUUGGGGACCCGGACGAAGAUGCAGGGAAUAUCACCAUCUCUCUUUUCUACCGAAACGACUCCACCGGCCUGCCCCUGCCCCUCAGCCUUCCCGGGUGCCCAGGCGCCUGCCCACUAGGCCGCUUCCGCCAGCUCACCGCCCCGGCCCGGCCUCCGGCUCAUGGGGUCCCCUGCCAUGGCUCCCAUGAGCCUGCCACCCCUGCAGCCACUGUGGUGCCCCUGCUGGCUGGGGCAGUGGCAGUGCUGGCAGCACUCAGCAUGGUGCUGGGCCUGCUGGCCUGGAGACCCAGCUGCCUGCGGGCCUUGGGGGGCCCCGUGUGA